This is a messenger RNA of Oryctolagus cuniculus (rabbit), 2786 nucleotides long. Its product is annotated as septin-4. The record is from RefSeq and is a predicted model, not a curated record. NCBI's taxonomy places the organism in Eukaryota, Metazoa, Chordata, Mammalia, Lagomorpha, Leporidae.
AAAAUAUGACAUCUACCCAAAAGGGCACAGUCUUUCAGAUGGUCAAGACAAAUAAAAUUGGGUCCAAGGUAGCAGUUUCAACACACAAAAGGUCUGAGGUUCAUAGCUCCAACCCUCAGCAGGGGCAAGGGUACUUUCUUGCCUCUAGCCAGCGAAGUGCUGCAGUCUCCCUGAGCCCUCCUCCCCAGCGAAGAUCAGAAGCUGCACAUCCCACCACUCCCCAUUCAGCAUCCGACUAUCCUCGAUCUUCCUCCCCGGAGCCAGGGCCCGGCUUCUCUGCAGCACAGUUUUCUCGGGGAACCGAGUCCCGACCAAGAACGGAAGCAUUCCACCAUUCCUCUCCUCACCGGAAGACCCAGCAAGUUCAGACAGUACCUUCCCAUGCUGUCAGCUCGCAUCGGAAUGCUAGUCCACUCAGAGAGGAAUCAGCACGAAGAAGUGGUGAGAACAAGCCAGUACGCGAGGUCAGCUACCGUGGCUCAUUAACCCCAGAUGCAAAAUCUUCUCGUCGAUUGAGUUUUUUAGACCAGAAGGAUAACUAUCAAUCACAAAUCUUCCAAGAAGAGGAUCCACCCUCCAAGGUCCAGAACCCACAAGGGGUCAGAGUUCCUCUUAGAAUUUCCAUUCAUCCAAAAGAUGAAGCCGUACAAACCGACCCCAUUCGAAGGACUUUGACUACCAGUGAAGUCAGGUCGCCGAAGAAUCCCUAUUACCUAGAGCAGGGCAGCAGCCGUCUCACUACAGACCAUCGGGCAGUUCUGAGAAAGAUCCCUGCCCAAGAGCCAGAAAUGGGUCCUUACAGUUCAAUUCCUUCUGAACCCAAGGCCUCACAUAGGAACAUCAACUUGGAAUCAUCCUUGAAACUCUCUGUCCUUAGAGAUUUGGAUGAUAGACACCGAGUUCCAUCACGUUCUGAGCCUGAGUCUCUCUGCAAGCAUUCUGUCUAUGCUGAAACCAAGCCCUCUUCAAAAGUCUUAAUGGUGUCACAGGUGGAGUCCAAUAUGAGGUCCCCAAUCCGAGGAGACACUGAGGUCAGUCGCAAAGUCACCAUUUCCCCAGGACAAUCAGUACCAUUAACUCACCGUGCCACAACUCGAACAGUGUCUGAAGGCCCACACAAAUCUUCCAUGUUUGUCACUCCAGAGCAUGUCUAUAAAGAGCAAUCACAAAGACCAGCAGAAACUAACUACAUGUCCCCAGGACCCACACUCAGGUAUCAAGAAUCUUCCCAAAAGCCCCCCAUCCAUGCAGAACUGGAACUGACCCCUCGGCCCUUACCCCCUCGAUCCUUACCCAAAUAUGGGCCCGAGUCCUCAUGGUGGGGCUUACUGAAUCCUGAAGCUGAAAUAUCCCAAAGCUGGCCGACAACACCUGAUUUUGAGCCUAAGCCCUCUCCUCCCCUAGACCCAUUCAUGUCCCUUUUGGAAAUGAACUCAAGCCCUUUCUGUGAGGAUCUGACGUUCCAGAGAGAGAAGGCAAGCCCACCACCGCCACCGCCGCCACCGCCACCACCACCACCAAAGGAGUCUCCAACCUGGGCGCCAAUGAGGGAAGUGCCAAAGGCCCCCAAGCACACCUGUACACAACCAAUUCAAAGGUUUAGUGCUUUCUUCCUGGAUGUUUCUGAGGAAAUGUGCAAUCGGGUCAUCUGGUGGCUGAAAGGUCUGUGCAUCCCCCAUCUCCACCCUUGUGGGCCCAUUGUGGGGACUUGGGAGGACAGGUGAGAGGGUGGCCUCUAGGUAUUUGUGAAGCUAGGUCUUUUGGGAGAAUGCAUAGUUCUGAUCAGAAGGAUCCAGAGGGAAUUCUCAUCUUGCCUCAGAUUCCACCAUUAGAGCUCUUCCUUUGGGAUUCUGAUCCUGUUUCACUUUUGAGAGUCAUGUUUUAGUGGGGAGUUACUUCUUGAAUGGAGACUAAUUUAAGCCCCAUGGCCUUUCAGCGUAACUGGUCUUACCUACCAUACUAAAAACACCACCAGAACAAAUUGACCUUGCUUCGCAGUCUUGCUCAGGGCCAAGUCCACACUAAUUCAUGUUAAGAGCUCGUCUGUGUCUCUGGUUCCUCAGAACUCUGCUCAAGCCCCUAUCUAUGACUCAGGAGGUACUUACUAGCUGCUGCCCAAACAGGAUCUCCAGGAAUGUUUAGGCCUCCUUCUUGAGGCCAUCAGUGGAUCUUGUGGCCAACUCUAGAAUCCUUAAGAGAAAUGUCACCUUGUAUGGAGGAAGAUGGGGACCAUCUCUUAUAGAGUGAAUCUGACAGCAGGGAGUUUUUGCCGUGAGCACUGUUGCUCCAAAUAUGCUCUAGCUGUGUGAGCAUAAGCCACAGUUCUGGAUGAAUAAGUUCCUGGGGAGGAGAGGGUCCUGGGAAGGUAAUCCAGUCACAGCCAGCAUGAACCCUCUGAGUAAUGGACAGCACCAAGAAGAGGGCAGCUCUGCCCUUUAGAGGGAGCAGAGCUCUAUAAAGUAGGGAUGUGGUUAAGUAUGAACUCUGGACUUACCUCAUUGGGUUUGAACCCUGAAGCCACUGUUUUCUGACUGUGCCCUGGGGUAAGUUGUUUUACCUGUACAAGCCUCAGUUUCUCUAUCUCUUAACAGGAAUAAUGGUUUCCUUUUAGAGUUAUUAUGAGGAUUAACCAAGCUGUUAUAUGUAGAGCACUUAGCAUGGUUCUUGGCAGCAGUGAGCACUCAGUGAGUUGCUAGCUGUUGUUAUUUGGGCUACUUUUAGUAGGAAGGGAUUUAGGCCCAGAUAUGCUCAAAUCCACUGGGUGUCUUUAGUAAAAUUCUCUUUUU